Messenger RNA from Dromiciops gliroides (monito del monte), 6112 nucleotides. It is a transcript of the gene RMND5A, whose product is annotated as required for meiotic nuclear division 5 homolog A. The record is from RefSeq and is a predicted model, not a curated record. Gene Ontology annotation, cellular component: cytoplasm; nucleus; GID complex. Gene Ontology annotation, molecular function: ubiquitin protein ligase activity; protein binding. Gene Ontology annotation, biological process: proteasome-mediated ubiquitin-dependent protein catabolic process. Lineage: Eukaryota; Metazoa; Chordata; Mammalia; Microbiotheria; Microbiotheriidae. Bases 543 to 1718 code for a protein of 391 amino acids. The transcript has 9 exons.
UUCACGCACUCCCUUUGGCCCGGAGAGCGCGGGGGUGUCCGGUGGUUUCUCCCUGCUUUCCCCCUCGCUCGCUUCCCGUGGUACGGCCCACACUUUAACCGCGGCUGCGCGCGGCCGGCCCCGCGCUCGGCGCUGCCUGAGUCCCGGGUCGUGGCGCUCGCUCCGCUCUUCUGUCCCCCUCUCUUUUCCUCGGACGGCCCGCUUGGUACAGCCCGCGUCUCGGCGCUCCCUCCCCGCCCUCCCCCUCGGGCCGGCGGCUCUUGGUGCCGCCCGGGAGAGAGAACCAGGUCAUCGGUCGGUUCCUGUGAAAACAAAAACAAUCGGCGGUGGUGGCAGCAGGAGCAGCAGCAGCAGCAGCGGCGGCCGAGGCGUGAGCCGGGGCCGGGGCGUCAUGGAGCCGGGGGACGCGGGUAGCCCGGGGCGCCGCCACUGAGCCGCCGCCGCCGCCGCCUCAGCCUCAGCCGCGGUCGCCGCCGCGCGGCACACGACGAGGGCCCGCAGCGGGCCGGGGGAACGGGGACGGGGCCUCGGGACGGCCCGGCAUGGAUCAGUGCGUGACGGUGGAGCGGGAGCUGGAGAAGGUGCUGCACAAGUUCUCGGGCUACGGGCAGCUGUGCGAGCGCGGCCUGGAGGAGCUCAUCGACUACACGGGCGGCCUCAAGCACGAGAUCCUGCAGAGCCAGGGCCAAGAUGGCGAAUUAUCAGGGACGCUGUCACUUGUUUUGACACAGUGCUGUAAAAGAAUAAAGGACACAGUCCAAAAGCUGGCUUCCGAUCACAAAGACAUCCACAGCAGUGUUUCCCGGGUUGGAAAAGCCAUCGAUAAGAAUUUUGAUUCCGACAUCAGUAGUGUGGGAAUCGAUGGCUGUUGGCAGGCAGACAGCCAGCGGAUCCUCAAUGAGGUGAUGGUGGAGCACUUUUUCCGACAAGGAAUGCUGGACGUAGCUGAGGAACUCUGUCAGGAAUCUGGACUAUCUAUAGACCCAAGUCAGAAAGAACCGUUUGUGGAGUUGAAUCGAAUCUUGGAAGCAUUGAAAGUCCGAGUCCUGAGGCCUGCUCUGGAAUGGGCGGUGUCAAACCGGGAAAUGCUCAUGGCCCAGAACAGCUCUCUGGAAUUUAAGUUGCACAGACUAUAUUUCAUUAGCUUGUUAAUGGGUGGAACUGCCAACCAGCGGGAAGCAUUGCAAUACGCUAAAAAUUUUCAGCCGUUUGCCCUAAACCAUCAGAAAGAUAUUCAGGUGUUGAUGGGGAGCCUGGUGUACCUGAGGCAGGGCAUCGAGAACUCGCCUUAUGUUCACUUGCUUGAUGCGAAUCAGUGGGCGGACAUCUGUGACAUCUUCACUCGCGAUGCCUGCGCUCUGUUGGGGCUGUCGGUGGAGUCGCCACUCAGUGUUAGUUUCUCAGCGGGCUGCGUCGCCCUGCCGGCUCUGAUUAACAUCAAGGCGGUGAUUGAGCAGAGGCAGUGCACGGGUGUUUGGAACCAGAAGGACGAGUUGCCUAUUGAAGUGGACCUUGGUAAAAAGUGCUGGUAUCACUCCAUAUUCGCUUGCCCCAUUCUUCGUCAGCAAACGACAGACAACAACCCACCCAUGAAGUUGGUCUGUGGCCACAUUAUCUCAAGAGACGCACUGAACAAGAUGUUCAAUGGUAGCAAAUUAAAAUGUCCUUACUGCCCGAUGGAACAAAGUCCAGGAGAUGCCAAACAGAUCUUUUUCUGAAGAAAUUACUUCCGACACUGCUUGUGAGUGAGGCCUUGCAUCACAGGCUCAUUCUGAGGACUAGACAGCACUUGCUACGUUUGCUGCCACAGACCACUGACUUCUUGGGUCGCUAGAAGCCGAUGCUUUGGAACCUUGGUCAGCGUUUGAGUGUGUCCACCCGUGGGCAAGUGCUCCUGAAUUUAUCUCACCAUAGGGCUUUAUUAUACUCUUGGUCUUCAUUUCUGAUCAAGGAAAUACACCAGCAGCUGUCAUUCAAUGCCGGUUUUUGUAUAAUUAUAUGGUGAUUUUUUUACUUUUUAAGAGCAGAUAUGAGAAGUCACCCUCCCCCAUGUGUUGAAUAUUUCUCCUGCUUUUAUUCAAUCAUCCUCUUCUUGAUGAUUUUCAUCCUUGAAGAAUGUUUGUGAAAAAGUUUUAUUUCCUGUUGUGUGUACAUAAUUAAAAAGACUUCAGAAAAAGUUUGAUAAAUUGAAUAGUGGUUAUAAAACUAAUUUGUAUUUUUUUGCUUAAAGAAGAUAAGCUGUGAUAUAUUCUGAGUCUGCUUUCAGAUGUUUCCCUCUGUCUGCUCCUUCUUGCAGCUCUUCUCCAUGUCAGACACACAUACAGUCAGAUGUCUGUCUGUCUGUGGCCCUGCCCCGGGGCUGGCUGUUAGAAGGGCAGCUGACCUGAGGGCAAGUCACCAUCUACUGGAGAAAAUGGAAUGGGCAGCACUGGGCCCAGUGUAGGGACUGGGGCCCGUCAGGGGGCUCUGCAGGCAUGGCUGUUCCCAGGAGCCCAGUUCCUUGAACUCUUUUUGCCUUGAGGAUUGGCUUUUCUGCGCAUCAUCUUGCGUGACAGACGCCACUGCCAGGCUGUCAGAUUCUUCACUGCCUCCAGGGAGGGAAGACGCAGGAGCCAGUCGUAGGCUGCAUUGUUUUAAGUCCUCCUUUAAAUGAGAAGCUAGCUGACUUAAAUCGGUAACUCAGAAUACGUUUGCUUAUUGCCAUUUGUAUUUUAGCCGUUGUGUGCUCACACUCUCCCACGCGGUAUGUCACAUCGUGGACUGUGAAUCUGUGCUCGGCUCCUGAUACAGAUUAUUCCCUUUUCUCUCCUGAGGUUUCCUUAUUGAAUGCACUGUCCCAAAGUUUGCCGUACGGCACGUAAAGGUAACUGUAAAGAAUCUUUCUUUGUCUUGUGGACUCUGUAGAGAAGAGAGCUCUUUGGAGAGAAAACACUGGCUUCAGUGUAUUGGUGUCAUGUGUUGUAGAGAAAGAACAUUAUUGGGAAAUCUUCAUUUUUGGAACCCUGUUUCACUGGACUUGGAACCGGACACUGAUGUAAAAACUCUUCAUGAGGAGUGAAGAAGGAUGGCAGACCGGAGGAGUUUGAGGCUUCAGGACGUACUCUCCAAGUUUGACCACUGGGAUAGGAUGGGGCAGGGCCAAAUUUGGUGCAUUGAGUUACCAGGUGAUCUGGUAGGGGAAUGGCCAGUGACGCAUUUAGGCCUUUUCUGGUGGGCGAUGUUGGGCAUGAGGGGUUAGGUGGUGGGUGGGAGAGAGUGCCAACAUUGUCUGUUUGAAUUUAGCCUGGGGUUCAGACGAAACACAGACCCUCCUUGGCUGGUUGAGCAGGUCUUCAGGAUCUUCAGUUUACGUGGUUCUCACAUUAAUUUGGCUAAGAUUUGAAAGAGGAGGCUUUUGCUUCUUUGGCCCUACUUGUUUGCCUGUGUUGUCUUCUGUUCAUACUGAAAACUCCCACAAGUCACUUGACAACCAGCAGAGUAUGGGCCUGCUUGAAGCCAAUGUGGGAAAGAAGCAGUCUCGGAGUUCUUGUCAUGAGGUUAUUUGUCAGGUCUCUGCUUUUUCUCUCAACAAAUUUAGCCCCAAAAGUUUUCCCUUCCACCCCUGCCAAGCUAAAUUUAGUGUUAUUCUGACCAUGUCCUCUGCUAUGAACUUCCUAUGCCUAUAUAUAUAUAUAUAUGACACUUAGAAUUGAUGGGAAACCUUAAAAAUACCUAGAAAAAUGUUGUCAGUGCUUGGUGGGCCCAGACAUUUCUGAGAGCAGACACUUGCUGUCUGCAAGACCAUAAGCCAUAGACUUGUUACAAAUUUUAUUUAUCCCAGUCCUAGACAUUUUGUUAGAUUUGUAGCUCAUAAAAAGUGUAAAGAGAACACAACUUAACUAAAGCAUUUGGACUUGGCUUGCCAUUCCCCUAGGGCAGUGUUAGGGCCUUAGGAUGUGAACAUAAAUUUUGGUGUAGGUGAUGACUGAGUUUCAAAAACAUUUUGUCUGAAGACAUGCUUUAUAAAGCACAGCACAUGUUGUUAAUUCACUUAAGACUAGAUGCUUCGGAGAAAAGCAUUUGAAGAGACUAGGGGCUGAGCUUUUGUAUAUGGUAACCAAAGAUGAUGAAGACCACCUGAUUCCGGUCAUAGUUCACUAACUUAGGAGAUGGCUCGUCCUCACAGGAGCUGAUGCCCACAUCCUCAGGGUACAGAAGAGGGGCGUGGUUUGUGUGUGCGGGUGGGCGUGUGCAGGUGUGCCUGGGGCCUGCCUCUCACCUGUCAGAUGCUCAUGGGACAGUCAGGGUUUUUUACAGGGUUAACAGCAAACCACAGGAGUACAGUGUGAAGUCAAAGCCGUUUCCAAAUGGAUUCUCCAAUUUUUGAGUUUGAAAGUUUUUUUGUGAGUCCUGGCCAUUGGUCAUUCAUGGACAUGGGCCACGCUACUAUGCUAAGCCAAUUAAGACCUUACUCUCUCACCCUCAAAGGGCUGGCCUAUGGCCAGACUUGCUCUUUUCCAGUACAGUUUUUAAGUGACUUGGGUUGUCUUCACCAUUCUCCCUUGUAUGCAAUCCCUUCGAAAUGCUGUUGCUUUUGCUUUAGUGUGGUGAUCAUCUGAGUUCCUUUUAAAGGUGAAAGAUUUAUCAUCUAUAAAUGAACGGGUAUUGGUGCUUCUUGGGACACAAGAGCCACCUCACAUUCAUAGGGUGUGUGAGUAAUAUAAGUGUGCGAGUAUUUAAUUGAAGAUAGGAUGCUAAAGAAACACAGCCUUUUGUUGUUACAUAGAUUAGCUCUACAGAAACACUAACAUCCUUGAGACAGCAGGGUGUGGAAAGGAUGGCCCCCUUUCUCCCUUAGCUAGGUAGUCUAACGGAGCUGGGGCCGAAGCUGCCUGCUGCUGCUUGGGCCACGCAUUGUUUCCACGAUUCUUCAGCAUCCGAGCUAGAACAGGGGCUGUUUCUCAACCAGGAGAGUUUGCUUAGCCUCACAGGACAAGCUGCUGGUGUGAGUCAUUUGGGUAAACCGACAGCCAGUCAGUUUGUCUAGUCAGCAGACUCUGUUAUCUUCAAAGGGGUGGUUUGCUUAACUUUAUCAAUAGGAUGGAAGCCAGAGCGCUUGGAUCACUCACAAGGGCAGUCUCUGUGACUGCACCGAUGGCCAGCUACCCACAGGGGAGGCGAGGCAGCUGCCCUGCGUCUGGGUCAGGUGUGGGCAGGCUCUAGACACGGAGUAGUCCAUUCAUGUUUACCUUAAGCAGGUACAAGAUUCACGAAACCUUGGUUUUGAAUCGUAAGCAGAUAGAUACCAAAAAUCAGUAGCAUGACACAUAGACGCGUCAUUUGCUUUGCAGUGUGCAUUUUUACAGCUAUUGUUCUUACUUCCAAACCAGGGGAGAGACUGAGUUUUGUUUCUAGAACAUUCUGUCCCAACCCCCUCAGUUUUCAGCUGCAGUGAUCAUAUCAUUUAUUUUCUCCCAGAGGGGGAUGAAAAAGGAAAAGAUAGUUGGCUUAGCAACCUUUCUUUUGUGAGCUCCAUCUGUAGUUAGUGGGACUCUACACUUGCUAAGGCCUCUGCUUCUAAGAUUUCUCUUUCCCAGCAAGCCAGGUAUGGAGUUCCCUAGGACAUAGUAGUGCCUAGUCCUCUUGUGGGGAGAGAGGGUGUGAUGAGUGUGAGAAACUGGGUGUAUGUGUUAAGGGGGGUGUGCGCAUGGAUUUAAAGUUGAACAGAAAGGACCUCCAAAUUCAGGUCUCUUGGGAGGGCCAGGAGUUUAUUGCAUAGUUUUAUCCUCAGGAUUGCAAGCAGUGUGCAUGUGUGGUAUUUCCCCCCACUCUUAGGUUUUCUUUUUUAAACCUAUGUUGAAAGCAGUGUCAUCUAAUCAUCUUGUUCACAUGGCUCAGGAUUGUAUUUCUUUUGCUUCUUUUGUGCUGUAGGGUUCGAUAGUAUUUCUACAAUUAUGUAACAAAAAUAGUGUUGCACUGUAAUGUAUCAUAUAGAGCUAUAUGUAUGAAAUUUGAUCCGUUUUUUAAAAAAAUAUAUGUAUCUUUGCAAAGGCACAAUAAAGCUGCAUCUUAGAGACUAUAGGCAAUAACGCUAACAAUAAACAUUAUUUAACACAUGAAUUGUGAAUAUUCU